AUGGCACCCGAACAAUCCGCAUCACCGCCAGCGAGGCGAAGGACAGGUGCAAACAGAGAGAAUCAAUAUUUAUUUAACUUAGGAGUCAAGGGAAGGAAAACUGGGGUUGAGCUUCCCGAUACUGGAAUUCGCGAUGCAGAUGGUUUGGAGCCAAUGGAUGAUCUUUUCUCUCCAGAUAAACCGGAAAGUGUUAAGACGAGCAGAAGCGCAAAUGGAUUACAAAGGAACGCACUGGAGGACGCGACAAUAUCUAGUGAGGAGGACAUGGAUAUGGAUGGAGAGAGUACAGCUCCGGAACCUGCUGAAGUCCUGAGUCAACGAAGACAAGAUGCGCGAAUAGCCAUGCCUAUACCAAGAUCGAGGUCGCCCUUAAAAACACACUUACAGUCUCCAGCCCGCAGACACCCAUCACUGGGCAUAUCUUCUCCAGCCAAAGGAGGAUCUAGCGAGGCCGACGACACUGGCCCGGUUCGAAGGAAGUUGGAUUUUUCGACUGAAGAUAUAGAAAGUGAAACGAAACAGGCAGCUAGUACUCGUGCUCCCAAGGGCCGAGGGAGACCAGGGCGCCCAGCACUGGGCAACCUUACGAAUGGCACUCGACUUUCACCUGGAAGACGCCCUCCACCAAGUUUCGAUCAGAGUAGUGAUGCGGUAGAAAACCAGGACGAUAAUGCGUUGGAGCUCAACGAUGAUUCAAUUCAAUUUAAUGCCCCAGAUGACGAUUAUGACGAUGCUCCGGUCGAUGCGCUCGAGGGAAACUCGGAAAUAGAAGAGGACGAAGAAGAGGAAGGAGGGGAGGAAGCGGAGGAAGGGGAAGAAGAGGCCGAGGAAGAAGAUGAGCCGGAGCCAGAACCAGAACCUUCUCCACCUGCCAAAACCACGAGCAAGAAUAAGGGGAAAGGUAGAGUAAUCGAGGAACCAGAACCAGAGCAGCCCGCGCCGAAGCGUAGAGGCAGGAAGCCGAAAAAUUACGCACCUCCGGUCGAAGCUGCGGAGGAAGAAAGGCAAGAAAUCGAGGAAAGACCUGCGAAGAAAGUACGACGCUCAAACGAGGCUGCUGAAGCCCCAAAGCCUGCAAGGGGCCGGCCCGGAAGACCUAGCAAUGCCACAAAAUCCGCGACAGCAUCCAAACCAGUGGCGAAACCGAAAGCUCAAGGUCGACCAAAGAUGGCUCCGAUACCUGAACUCGACUCGCCUCUGGUUCAUCGUGGUCCUCCUAUUCCUCGGAAUAAUGGCCUAUACAUUCUUCGGCGCGAGACGACAACAGCAGGCACAGGUAUGCAACGAACGCGAGCUGGCCGAAACUCGAUCAAGCCACUCGCGUUUUGGAAAGGUGAACGGGUCGAGUAUGAUGAUGAUGAAACGGUACCAGAUGGAACUCACGGUGCCAAGAUUUUGUUGCCUAGCAUCAAAGAAGUUAUUCGUGCAGAUGAAGUUGAGCAACAAAAACAGUCGAAAUCGAGGUCUUCGAAACCCUCCAAAAGUAAAGCGAAGAAGAGGGCGCGAGAGGAAGUCGAAGAAGAUUCCGAAACUGAGGAAUGGGAAUCUCAGCCUGGUCGCAUUGAAGGUUCAGUACGGACUUGGGAUCCAGAAGAUCAAGUUGGAGAGAAUGCUGCAGAGACAAUGGAAGACCUUGCGUUUUCCUCUGCUGCAAUUAAGACUCGAGAUAUUCCAAAUGCUUCGUUCAAAUUCGCCAAAACUCUCACAUUACCAUUUUUUGGUUCAGGUAUGGUCGACCUGGAACCAGGCGCUGUUAAAAAGCCCAAAAAUUCGAGGAAGAUGCAAAUGGUGUUUUUCGUCUUCUAUGGCCGAGUCGAAGUCUCGGUCAAUGGAACCUCUUUCAGAAUUGGCAAAGGUGGAAUGUGGCAAGUUCCUCGAGCAUCACCAACGAUUACGAUAAACCCGCGAGAAUAUUUUUUGCACAAGGUUGUGAAAUUGGGGACUCGGAGGGCGGCGCAGCUCCAGCAGCAAGCCAAUAAUGUAUAG
Messenger RNA from Sclerotinia sclerotiorum 1980 UF-70, 1986 nucleotides. RefSeq lists its product as hypothetical. The coding region runs from base 1 to 1986 and encodes 661 amino acids. Gene Ontology annotation, biological process: spindle attachment to meiosis I kinetochore; kinetochore assembly; attachment of mitotic spindle microtubules to kinetochore. NCBI's taxonomy places the organism in Eukaryota, Fungi, Ascomycota, Leotiomycetes, Helotiales, Sclerotiniaceae. Gene Ontology annotation, cellular component: kinetochore. The transcript has 4 exons. Gene Ontology annotation, molecular function: centromeric DNA binding. The record is from RefSeq and is a predicted model, not a curated record.